Molecule: messenger RNA, 525 nt
Organism: Aegilops tauschii subsp. strangulata
Lineage: Eukaryota; Viridiplantae; Streptophyta; Magnoliopsida; Poales; Poaceae
Source: RefSeq, a predicted model, not a curated record
AUGCGGCCGCCUCAACACGAUGUCGCCGUCCCGUCGUCGACCACCACCGCCCCGAGCUCCGGCCCCUCCGACGCCGCACCAGACCCCGAAGCUAGAUGGGAGGAGGCCACCACCACAGGCUACGCCUCUGCCACACUGGAGUACGAGUUGGAAGGUUUCGAGUUCUUCAUGAUCAUACUUGAUAAUUCCUCCAAGAGGCACAGACUGCCUGACACUUUUAUGGAAAUGUUGGACGGCCAUCGGCCAAAGAAUGUGAAGCUGCGACAGGCCGGCAGCGGGCUUCACAGGCUUUGGGAUGUGGAGGUGGUGAUCAGGAACGAUCACAUGUACCUGUGUCGUGGCUGGGAGCAGUUCAUCCGUGCCUACGACCUGAGGCACGGGUACUUCCUUGUCUUUAGGUACGACGGCGACGCCAUGCUCACCGUGAAGGUGUUCAACACGACUAUGUGCCGCAUGCGCUACCAGGACGACGACGAUGCCAGCUACAGCGGCAGCGACUCUGGCUAUAGAAAAAGCAGCAGCUAG